Contarinia nasturtii (swede midge) is the source of this 894-nucleotide messenger RNA. RefSeq lists its product as uncharacterized. The record is from RefSeq and is a predicted model, not a curated record. NCBI's taxonomy places the organism in Eukaryota, Metazoa, Arthropoda, Insecta, Diptera, Cecidomyiidae. The coding region runs from base 38 to 787 and encodes 249 amino acids. The transcript has 9 exons.
AUUCUAUUUGCUUCAGUUGAAUCUUAUAGUGGGAACGAUGAAUUACUUUUUAAUUUUCGCAUUAUUUUCCUGUGGUGUGUUAAGCACUUGGGCAACAAAGCCGGCCAGCGAAGAUUCAAUGAAUCCAGCAUUAGUAACUGUAACUACAUUACUUGGAAAAGUAGUUUGCGGACCAGUAUCGGCACUAGCCUGUGUCGGUGUCGGACAAGCUGCCGUCGACGGUCUGAAAAAGUAUCGACAAACAAAGGACAUAACUCUUGCAACAACUGAAGCUGGCGAGCAAGCUUUAGCAAGGACUUCAGAAUUAUUCAAAUAUUUUGGAACUGCGGCCAGAUCCAGCGUUGAUGUUGUUAAAGAAAUUCAAAAUAGCGGCAAUGCAAAAGCAGUCCUUGCUCAACGGACCAAGGAAGUAAUUAACUAUUUUAAAGAAGAACUUAAGACGAAUCCAAAGGGAAAGGUUGCAUCAGCAUUGAUAACCGGUGGUAAUGUCGCAAUCACAUGGACGGUGGGACCAAUGACUGGAUGGGCUGCUGCCACAGUUGCCGUUGCUACCGCUGAUGGUUUACAAAAAUACAAAGAAACAGAGAAUGUAGCUGAAGCAACCAAAUUUGCCGCUAAAUCUGGUUUGACUAGCGCCUCGAAUCUCAUGAAAACUAUAUGCGGCCUAGUGUCGAGUAGUGUUGGCCUCGCAAAAGAUGUUUCAACGGGAAAGGGCGUAAAGAGUUCACUGCAACAACGUGGCAAUCAAGCUUUACAGAGUCUUGCAAGUAUGAAGAAAACUAACUAAAAGUUACGCACAUACCAGAGGACGAUGAAUAUAUGCACGCUCAUGUUUAUUAAUAAAUAGCAGCACAAUUUUUUUGAUAAAAACUGAAUAAAUAACAAUCAACAAUA